This is a messenger RNA of Gasterosteus aculeatus aculeatus (three-spined stickleback), 5828 nucleotides long. RefSeq names its product ubiquitin carboxyl-terminal hydrolase 31. Gene Ontology annotation, molecular function: cysteine-type deubiquitinase activity. Lineage: Eukaryota; Metazoa; Chordata; Actinopteri; Perciformes; Gasterosteidae. Gene Ontology annotation, biological process: protein deubiquitination. The record is from RefSeq and is a predicted model, not a curated record.
GCAUGAAGGGAGGGGGGGGGGUGCAGGACCAGACAGGACCGCCACCAUGUCGAAAGUCGUCAUCAACAAGGAGAAGAAAUCCUUCAGCAAGAAGCUGUUCCGGCGGAGCUCGGUGCGCUCCGUGGGCAGCUUCAUGAACAGAGUCCUCCGGACCCUGUCCACGCUGUCCCACUUCGGCACCGACGAGCAGGCCGCCGAGGACGAGAAGGACGACUCCUCUCUGGUCCCGAGCACCACCGGGGGCUCCGUGCCGUCGGACGACAGCGACUGCGGGGGGUUCCCGUUCGGCGACAAGGUGCCGGGGGUCGCCGGGCUCAAGAACCACGGCAACACCUGCUUCAUGAACGCCAUCCUGCAGUGCCUGAGCAACACGGAGCUCUUCGCGGAGUACCUGGCCCUGGAGCAGUUCAGAGGGGGGGAGACGACCGGCGGCGGCGGCGGCGAGCGGGCCAAGCCCAACGGGGUGCUGGUGCAGAAGAAGGGGAGCCAGCAGCAGGACUCCGGGGAGGUGACCGAGCAGCUGUCCGGCCUGGUUCGGGCUCUGUGGACCUUCGAGUACACGCCGCAGCACAGCAGAGACUUUAAGAAUGUGGUGUCCAAGAGCGCCCUGCAGUUCAAGGGUAACUCCCAACACGACGCACAGGAAUUCCUCCUCUGGUUGCUUGAUAGAGUUCAUGAAGACCUCAACCACAUCAUCCAGCCGGACAUCAGACCCCCCAGCAAGCCUCCCGUAGAGGAGGAAAGCGCCCCUGAAGGAUCUCCUCUUCCAGCACCUGGCUCGUUCGUACAGGAGCUGUUUCAGGCGCAAUACAGGUCCUCCCUGACGUGCCCUCACUGCCAGAAACAGAGCAACACCUUUGAUCCGUUCCUCUGCAUCUCACUGCCAAUCCCAGUACCUCACACCCGGCCGCUGUAUGUGACAGUGGUGUACCAGGGGAAAUGCUCCCACUGCAUGAGGGUCGGCGUGGCCGUGCCUCUUUCUGGCACCGUGUCCAGGCUGAGACAAGCUGUGGCCCAAGAGACCAAAAUCCCUUCCCAACAGAUCGUCCUCACUGAGAUGUACUUUGACGGCUUCCAUCGCUCCUUCUGCGACGACGACGACGACCUCGAGAUCAUUCAGGAGAGCGACUCCAUCUUUGCCUUCGAAACGCCCGAGCUAUUCAGACCGGAGCAGAUCCGCUCCAAGCGAAGCGGGAGCCCACAUGCAAAUCUCAACCAGAACAACCUAAAGUACGGCACAGACAAUAACCGGAUAUCCACGCAGAUACAAGAGCCCACAACUCCGCCUCAGAGUCCCAACAAGAACAGUGAACAGGCCGAGAAGAUCGUGCUGCUGGUGUGCAACCGAGCCUGCGCCGGACAGCAGGGACGCAGGUUCGGCAAUCCAUUCAUUCUGUAUCUGGAGCGCACGGUGACGUGGGACGUACUUCAGAAAGAGAUCCUGGAGAAGAUGCGGCACCUUUUGCGCCCGGGAGUCCUUGCGCAGGUAGGACCCUUCACUUUGCGUGUGGUAGGAGUGGUGGGAAUCACAUACCUCCUGCCUCAGGAGGAGCAGCCGCUCUGCCAUCCCUCCGUGGAGAGGGCAUUCAAGUCCUGCGGCCCCGGAGGGCCACCGCAUGUCAAGAUUGUCGUCGAGUGGGACAAAGAGACGAAAGACUACCUGUUCAAAAGAACUGAGGACGAAUACAUCCCAGACGCUGAAAGUGUGCGUCACGCAAAGGAGCAGCACCUCCAGCCUCAGACCUGCUCACUGGCCCAGUGCUUUCAGCUGUACACCAAAGAGGAACAGCUCGCUCCUGAUGACGCGUGGCGAUGUCCACACUGCAAGCAGCUUCAGCAGGGCAGCAUCAAGCUCAGUCUGUGGACGCUGCCCGACAUCCUCAUACUGCACCUGAAACGCUUCAGACAGGACGGAGAUCGGCGAAUGAAGAUGCAGAACAUGGUGAGGUUCCCGCUGAUAGGCAUGGACAUGGCCCCCCACAUGGUGAAGAGGAGCCAGAGCAGCUGGAGUCUUCCCUCUCACUGGUCGCCAUGGAGACGACCGUACGGCAUGGGCCGGGACCCGGAGGACUACCUGUAUGACCUGUACGCGGUGUGUAACCAUCACGGGACCAUGCAGGGAGGACAUUACACGGCUCACUGUAAGAACUCUAUAGAUGGACAGUGGUAUUGCUUCGACGAUAGCGACGUUCAGCCCUUAUCUGAAGACGCAGUCUGCAAGCAGACAGGUUACAUCUUGUUUUAUCAACGACGUGCCACCAUUCCAUCCUGGUCCGCCAACAGUUCUGUGGGAGGAUCCACCAGCUCCUCCCUGUGUGAGCACUGGAUCGGCCGGCUGAUGGGAAGCCGUCCACCGAGUCAGGCCUCGUCCGGGUCCUCCAGGCGCACGUCGCUGGCCUCCCUCUCUGAGUCUGCCGAGUUCGCCGGUGAACGGAGCGAGGACGACGGCUUGUCGAGCCGGCCGGCAGUGCGGGGCAUGCAGAGACAGACGUUCUCCUCGAGAUCCUCCAUCGCCAGCCCGCUGGUGCUCAGCGAAAACAGCGGCAAACCAUCCUGGUCCCACUCUGCUAAGCUCCAGCUGCGGUCCAACUCUCCCUCGCGCUUCUCCCUGGAAUCCCACUCCUCGUCCCCGACGCUGGAGAUGAUAGGAGAGGUGGCUGACACCAAGCUGUCCCCCAAGCUGGACAAGUCUUCGGGCGGGAAGUCGGCCCUCGCAGCUUUGGAUAGUAAGAGGCUGGCGGAGCAGGUUCCCUCCAAGGCGGCUGCUCAGGCAGAGCAGCAGAGCGGCGCCCCGCCGGGAGAAGACAACGCCGCGGCCGGUGCUGCCGAGCAGGUCAGUCCCCGACACGGGGCGGCCGCCAAGGAUCCGAAACCGAGGAACGGGUCAGCGGAUAGCGCCUGCGCUAAAAGGACCUCAGCCAGUCCCAAGAAGCGCCCCGCGACGUCCUCGACGUCCUCCAGCUCACUGUCUCCCGCGUCCCCGGCCGUUGACAAGUCACCGCCUCGAGCUCAGGCCAAGAGUGCAGCGUCAGCGACGUCCUCCAAGGACAAGAGCGACGGGCCGGCGAAAACCGGCAAGGGCGGUUCCUCGAGGACGGCGACCCCCUUGAAGAAAGGGUCGUCCCAAACCACGGAGGUGCUGCGCCCCGACUCCGCCCAACAGAGGAGUGGUUCUCCGGGAUCACAAAGCUCCCAUCCUCAGAAGAAGACGUCACCCAGGGGCGAGAAAAGCUCGGUCUCAGCAAGGACUAAAGGGGCGGACCGGAGCGCCAGCCGCGAAUCUUCGCGGAAUAACGUGGUCUCAGAGAAGAAGGUCAACCACGGCGGGCCUCCGCGGCCGAGCGCCGCCAGCCGAGCGGAGGGGCGACCGGGCCGCGCGGCGGAGAACAGGGCGGCCGGCCGCAGCUCCAGCAGCAGCUCCUCCGUGACCAGCCUCCGAUCCUCCAGCGUGGGCGUCCCCUCUGCGAGCGGAGCCCCCCCGUCACGGGGUCCGCAAAGGAACAGUAAGACAGAGGACAAAGGUUUGUCCUUCUUCAAAACCGCCCUGAGGACCAAGGAGACGCGCAAGGCAGCCGACGGCGGGAAGGCUGGGCCGGGCGAGGCCAGGGCGGGUCCGGAGGACGGCGCCGGGGACGGAUCUCGAGAGGGAGUCCAACAAGCGGCGGGCAAGAGUGUGGCUCCAGGGGCCCAGGCCAACGGGACCGCAGCCAAGGACAAGGAGUCCUCCAAGGUGUCCGCUGCAGCUAAGCACUCGCUGCCGCCCUCCGCAAGGUCCAAGCUCCCCGGGGCAGACGCGGCCCCCCAGGCCUCGGCCACCGGAAAGGACCCUUCGAAGAAAGAGCCCGCUAAAAAGACAAUGGCGUCCAGGAAGAUCCCCAUCAGCUCGACGCAAACUAGCCAGAGGGCCAAGUGACACUCUUUUAAAGGCCCGAUAACCGUCUCUGUAGUGCAGCUCUGAGGUGUUUCCACCAUCAAAAGAAACAUCUUUGAAGCACCUGUAGCUUUUCAGAGGUUACUGAAUACAAGCUGCCAAGCUGGACACCCACCGUCCGCAUUGUUAAAUAGUUAUUUAGGAAUGGGUUUUAAACGAAGCACUUUGUAUGGAUUGCAUUGAUUUUGAGGAAUAGUAUACUGUUUUCUGAAUAAGCAUGGACUGCACAUGUAUUGGAUUAUUGCCUUGUUCUGUCUGUAGCAUAGUUGGGAAAAGUACAUCUCAAUAGGAGGUGAAAAUAAAAGUGACUUUGCACAAGACGUAAAGCCGAAGGAAGCGGUGGGAGGACACAUCAAACACGGACAACUCAGUCACCAAAGGAAGUUUACUGGCAGUUUUUGACACGCUGAUACAGUGAAACACUGAAUUAUUUCCAAAACCCUUUUACGUGCGGCUCUCUGUCAAUGUUGAGAGCCGUACGUCAACAAACAGUGCCUCAGAUAAUCAACGUAUUUAAUCAGAAUUGUAUAACUGGAGGUGGAUUUAUAAUUCAAUUUUAAUAUUUAUCAAGCACUGAAAAUGUAAUUACGAGACACGCAGUUAAGCCUAUUUAAUGAUCCUUGAUGUAGUCAUUGUGCAGCCAGAAGCCGGACGGGGUGGAAGUGCAGGAAGGAAAGCAUGCGUUGUUGCUGUUAAAUGUCUGCAGACCUGCGGAUUGUGACGGGUUCCUAAAUGUCUGUGUUUUAUUUACCAGUAGCGACCUGUUUACCCCUCAGACGACCUCGCGGAGAUUCAGCCUCUUCAGACUGCCAGACGUCUCCCCAAAAAAAAAACAUUCCUCUCAGAUGAACACAGGGUUAAUGUGAAAAGCCACGGCGCCGCACGCACACGCAUUCAGCGGUCGUCGCCCCGUCUCUGUGACGUCACGGCUCGUGCACAUCUUCAGCUUGCGUCGCAGAGCCGAUCGACACUGAGAGAAGAGAUCAAAUAUCCAUGAAGUAUACCACAGUUGUUGCAUGAUAAAUUGCUUAUGCAUGCACUUAACUAUGCAAGCAGAUUCUUGCUAAUGGCCACACUGAGUAUGUAGAGUAUGCGCUACUCUUGGAUGUGUAUAUAUUUCUAACUGUAUAUUUUUCCAAAUGCCGGCAUCAGAGAGCACGUUAAGGCAUCCUUUAUUAAAGCUUCGUUUGCACAUUUCUUCAAAGUAAUACACAUUUUUGUAUGAAUGAUAAGUAUUGCUCAUUCGCCCGCUUUCAAGUAAAUCGACUCACUUGCAAAUGAUUGUCGCGCCGUUGUAUUCAUUUGUCUCACGCUGUUCCUCCACAACGUUUCCACCUUUUCUGCGCCUUCCGACGGGAGUUUUUCUGGCGACAAAACGUCGGUGAAGUUUACAACUUGUGCUCUGUCCUUCGUUCAUCUUUUGGAAGGCAGCCGUGUUUCACUGCGCAGCGGACGACGGACCCACGCCGAGGACGUUCCGGACGCGCCGCCGCCGCCGCGCUCGGCCCUUCAUGAGCGCGCGGGCCUCACGUGCACUAUUCUGUCCUUCACGCGGGUUUAUAUUUCGUUCUUGAACCGUGGGAGCGAACCUCGGUCUUGUCUCUGUGACCGCGGACAUCCGAAUUCUGAAUGCGUGGAUGUCAGUGUCAGUGUGGACACCACACAGUAUGAAACACGAGGACCCGACUAACGGAUGUGUGGGUUUAACAAGAUACUUCGAGCAGAGAUUCAUUCUCACAAAUGCAUGAGAAUGAUCAGACCUUUAUACUUUUCCAUCCGUUUUCUGCGAUGUGGUGUUUGACAUGUACCGUGUGUAUCUGUCCGUGGAGUAGCAGUGUCCAUUUAACAAUGCGAGACAAACAAACUAAAUAAAAAUAUGCCAUGUUUUUUCACAUGA